CUGCGCCAACCGCUCAUCGAUGCAAAUUGACUGAAAAAUUUGUAUCGUGAAAACAUUACAAACCAGUCGAGCGUCGCUAGCACUCGCGACGCUUGAUGGCACGCUUAAUUUGCGUAUGAUAGCUCUAGAUAUCACAGGUGGACUGGUUCUUAUUACUGGGCGUGAUUACUAGUUGAUUCCCGAACUCAGGCUAACUCGAGUCCCCGGACUCCACGACUGUCAGGACUCAGUACUCAGGAUUGUUGCUCUCUGAACUGAGUCUAUGUCGUUCCAGGACUGUCAAACUCUACUAGUAUACUUAUAGAAUAGGCCAAGAUCUAGAAUAGGCCCCAGCAUCAAGCGACGUGCUUGACCCGUGACAGUUAUUGUCAUCAUCCGCAGCUGCGCAGUUUAUGCGCAGUUUAUCAUUGUGCUCGGGGUCCACCUCCUUUGGUGAUGUUAAAUGGGCUACUGAUGAGUUCUAACAAGUAUUGAAUGCACCGCUGUCAGGAUGAUACUGCAGAGCAAGGAAGAACCGCAGUUACACACCGCUAUGCCUAUUCAAGACGAUGAGGAACCCUACGAGUCUCCAUCCCAUAUUCCAGAUCACGACCCUCCGCCGUACAGCUUCUCGUCAGAUUCUACGGUCGUAACGUCGGCUAACACGACAGGGCUCGCCAAUGCGCUCACAAUGAAGACCAUUCGGCUGGAAAAGCACCAUGAGUUGAUAUCCGGCACGUACAUCAUCGACCCUGAUGAGUCAGGAGACGAACCGUCCGCUCUACAAGGCUUUGCAGCCAGGCACAGUGACCCAGUAGGGCUAAGGAAAGCAGCCGACUUCCUCACUGCAGCGCCGCAUGCCGUUUUUCGCAAUCGUUUCGGGUCCAUCUUUCUAACUCUAGCUACCAAAGGAUCGUCAGAACAAUGCCAUCGGGCCAUAAUUGACGUUUCGACCCGCCAUGGGGAUAUUGCCGUUAACUUGAGUUCUGUACAUCCUGGUAAACGUAUCACGCUGAAGGUAACUUCCCGAAGAGGUGAGUUGAAACGGAUGGUGCUCAGACUGGCAGUACAAGUUGGCGCCCACGGAAGGUCCGAUGACAUGAGAGCCGUGUUCUUCGGAUUUCACAUGGGAAACCAUGGAAAAUCUCGUUUUCACUACGCCUAAAUCUGUCUCUUCUACGUCACGCGUCAAAAUGUGACACUGCUGCUUAGCUCUUCUUUUGCGUCAUACUUAUUUAAUUUGUACUGACAU
This is a messenger RNA of Suillus plorans, 1231 nucleotides long. RefSeq lists its product as uncharacterized. The transcript has 3 exons. Lineage: Eukaryota; Fungi; Basidiomycota; Agaricomycetes; Boletales; Suillaceae. The record is from RefSeq and is a predicted model, not a curated record. The coding region runs from base 491 to 1144 and encodes 217 amino acids.